CUUGCCUGGCACAGGCCUGGGCCAGAGGCUAGCAGAGAAGUGGAUUGGGCUCAGGAAGCAGGAACAAAGAUGGACCAGGAAGAGGGGGUAGACAGGGGCUCAGCUCCCUGCAUCAAGGCAGGCUCCCCAGACCAAGAAGGCUUCUUCAACCUGCUGAGCCAUGUGCAGGGCGACCGAAUGGAGGAGCAGCGCUGCCCACUGCAGGCAGGGCCUGACACCGCCUCCAAGAGUGAGAGUGGUCCUGUGCCGGAGAUGGACAGUCUUAUGGACAUGCUGGCCAACACCCAGGGUCAUCGCAUGGAUGACCAACGUGUGACAGUCAGCAACCUGCCUGGCUUCCAGCCUGUGGGCCCCAAGGACGGAGCGCAGAAACGAGCUGGGACCCUCAGCCCCCAACCCCUCCUCACCCCUCAGGACCCAUCUGCUCUCAGCUUCCGUCGGAACAGCAGCCCCCAGCCCCAGACACAAGCCCCCUGAAGGCUGGGGCCCUCUUGUGCCCUACUUGUGCCCUCCCCAAAGCAAACAAUAAAAACACUUCCAUGGGAAACAAAGAA
This is a messenger RNA of Phyllostomus discolor (pale spear-nosed bat), 554 nucleotides long. It is a transcript of the gene PCP2, whose product is annotated as Purkinje cell protein 2. The record is from RefSeq and is a predicted model, not a curated record. The transcript is spliced from 4 exons. NCBI's taxonomy places the organism in Eukaryota, Metazoa, Chordata, Mammalia, Chiroptera, Phyllostomidae. The coding region runs from base 70 to 477 and encodes 135 amino acids. Gene Ontology annotation, molecular function: guanyl-nucleotide exchange factor activity; protein binding.